Acipenser ruthenus (sterlet) is the source of this 16571-nucleotide messenger RNA. RefSeq lists its product as uncharacterized. Lineage: Eukaryota; Metazoa; Chordata; Actinopteri; Acipenseriformes; Acipenseridae. Gene Ontology annotation, molecular function: chitin binding; protein binding. Bases 1 to 15744 code for a protein of 5247 amino acids. The record is from RefSeq and is a predicted model, not a curated record. Gene Ontology annotation, cellular component: extracellular region. The transcript has 101 exons.
AUGGUUGAGUAUUUUGAGUCAGUAUUAACCCUGUCUACGGACUGUGACUUCAGCUGUGAUAGAGACUGCAUCAUAUCCUGCCAAGGAGGCUAUUAUUACACUUCAGGAAACUGCCUGGAAUGUCCUGUGGGAUUUUACUGUUCAGGGGAAGGAACAUCUGCCCCAAGAAAAUGUCCACCUGGUACCCAUAACUACUUCACCGGGAAAGCGGAUGUAAAAGCAUGCCUGCCUUGCCCUCCAGGCUCCAUCAGUACAGAGGAGGGAGCAGCCUGCAAGCCGUGCCCAGCCGGUACCUCCUGUGAUCCGGGUUCCGGUGAGCUGAGGGCCUGCCCCCAGGGGCAGCACUCACCCGAGGGGGUCCUGCACUGCCUGCCCUGCACUCGGGGCUUCAUCUGUCCUGAUGGCCAUGUUAAAAAGAGCUGCCCCCCAGGACAGGAGCCCAACCCCUCCCAGUCCCACUGCAUAGACUGCCCAGAAGGUCACUUCUCAUCAGCGGGGAGUGACAAGUGCCAGCUCUGCCCAACAGGGAGCUACUGUCCUCACAAAGCCACUCCCUGGCCGUUGCCAUGUCCACCUGGCUACGACACUGAUUGCCCCGGGCAGAAAGAGUGCAAGAGCUGCAACGGGACGUCCCACUGCAAGGGGGCAAUGCUUAACCCCUGGGAGGGGGGUGGGAGAGUUCGGAGCACCGCAGCUGUGGGUGCAGUGUCUUGUCGUCCGGGGACAUACAGAAACAGUGAGGAAAGCCCAGACUGCUUGCUCUGUCCUUUAGGUUAUUACUGCCCUUGGGGUACAGCAGUGCGCUGUCCAGCUGGUACUUAUGCUGCCAAGGAGGGCUUGCAGAGAGAGCGGGACUGCUCUGUUUGUCCUGCAGGUUUUUACUGCCUGGAAGGAAGCCCCCGGCGCCCUGGCUCUGAGUUCCUGUGCCCGCGAGGUUAUUACUGUGAGCCAGGCACCAGCGAGCCCCACAUCAGCCCCUGCCCACCUGGAACUUUCGGGGAGCACUUCGGACAGACGAGCGUCGCGGGGUGCAAGAGAUGUGCAGAGGGUCGAUUCUGCCCAGAAGGGGCGGCUGACCCAGGCUGGCCCUGUGCCAGAGGGAAGUUCUGUCCAGCUGGCACCGUGAAGGAAAUGAACUGUCCUGGAGGCACCUACACCCGGCAGCAAGGGGCUGCAAGCCUGAAUGAGUGCUUGAAGUGCCCUGCUGGGUUUUAUUGCCCUGAGGGCACUAGCGACCCCCUCCCUUGCCCGCGGGGCACGUUUAACCCUCUCCAAGGGCAGGAUGGCGCCAUGGACUGCAGACUCUGUUACGCGGGUAAAGCCUGCUCCCAGAUGGCUCUUCCACAGCCUGACGUGGACUGCAUGGAGGGGUUCACCUGCCCUCCCGGUUCCUCCAGACCCAAUGCUCUGGAGAACGCCUGUCCCCCAGGGACUUUCAGUAACCUGAAUAACCUGACUGACAGGUCCCAGUGUGGACUGUGCCCCCCGCGCCAUGCCUGCGUGAGAGGUACGGGUGGAAUCCAGAGACCCCCGGUUCCCUGCUUUGCUGGUCAUUACUGCCCCCGUGGAACCAUGUUCCCCACCCAGCACAAGUGUGCAGCUGGUACCUGGAGCGACCGGACUAACCUGGUCUCUGCGAGCGAGUGCUUCCUCUGCCCCAGGGGGUGGUACUGCCUGACUGGGGCAGGACUGCCUUCUGGGAGGUGCAGCUCUGGACAUUACUGCCCUGAAGGCACACAGUUUGGCUCCCAGUUCCCCUGCCCUGCCGGUACCUACAGCACACGGAUGGGCAAUGGACAGAAAGAUGACUGCCGGGUCUGUCCCGAGGGAUCGUACUGCACUGAGGGCUCUGCCAAACCCACGCCCUGCCCAGUGGCUACCUAUCGGAGGGUGAAAGGAGGAAAGGCAGCUGAAGACUGCACCCUGUGCCCUGCAGGCUAUCACUGCCCUCGAUUUGCAACAAUCAAACCCAGGGCCUGUGGGACUGGCAGCUAUUCAGAUCAUGGUUCGGCUUUGUGCUUGCCCUGCCUCCCUGGACACUACUGUAGUAAUGAGACCACCAGCCAGGAGGCGAUGUUGAGCUUGAUGGUGUGCCCAGCUGGACUGAUUUGCACUGAAGGUCUGGACAGGGAGCCGCAGAGAGCCACCACUCUCUGUCCCAAAGGCUAUUACUGCCCAGGAGGAGACAUUGAUCCUAACCCUAGGCCAUGCCCAAACGGGACCUACAGUGACCGUCAAGGCUUGCGAGAGGUGUCUGACUGUACCCCCUGCCCUGCCGGGCAGCACUGCUACAGCGAGUCCCAGGGGAUCUCCCGGCCAACUGGAAGCUGCCCUAGUGGGUAUCACUGCCCAGUAGGUACAGGGUACCCUUAUUCAUUCCCCUGCACCCCUGGGUCCUAUCGGAACAGCUCCCUGGGGCACAGAGGGGAGAUGUGUCAGCCGUGCCCUGCAGGGUUUUACUGUACCAGUGAAGCCACUGAGAUCCCCACUGUCUGCCCUAGAGGUUACUUUUGUGUUGAGGGAAGCAGCAGCCCUGAGCCGUGUGAAGAGGGGACCUACAGUGCCAGGCCUGCUCUGGGGGCUGGUUCAGAGUGCGCUCCUUGUGUUGGGGGUUGGUACUGUGCUGGUACUGGACUGACUGAACCCACUGGUUCCUGUGAAGCUGGGUUCUACUGCAGGGAGAGAGCGAGGUCUGCAACCCCUGCUGAUGGGCACACUGGUGGACUGUGCCCGAUUGGGAGCUACUGCCCAGCUGGCUCUGCCUUCCCUUUGCCCUGCCCACCUGGGACCUUCAGUAAUGCCACAGGACUCAGCCGUCCGGGGCUUUGUGUAGACUGCACCCCAGGCUACCAUUGCUCUGGGUCUAAUAUCUCUGCUCCUGCUGGUCUCUGUUCUCCUGGAUAUUACUGUACCGGUGGUGCCUCUGCACCCAAUCAGCACGAGACUCAGGAAGGACACUACACCCUGCCGGGAGCAUUCACACCCGAACCAUGUGCACUAGGGACCUUUCAGCCGGCUCGGGGACAGUCCUCUUGUCUGGAGUGUCUAAGAGGCCAGUUCUGUAACCAGACUGGUCUGGUGCGACCUUUCCCUUGUCCUCCAGGUCACUACUGCCUUCCCGGGACCAUCGCACCCACUCCCUGCCCAGCGGGGUCGUACACUGCCCAGGAGGGCGCUGGAGAUACUGGGCAGUGUGUGCUGUGUGACCCCGGGCAGUUCUGCAGCAUGGCUGGCCUCUCUGCCCCUGUGGGGCCCUGCAAGCCAGGCUACUACUGCACUGGAGGGGCCAACUCCUCAAUGCCUGUGAACAUGCCCUUUGGCGACCUUUGCCCUGCUGGCUUUUUCUGCCCGUCGGGCACCAGACACCCCUUUGAAAACCCCUGCCCCCCAGGAACCUGGAAUAAUGGGCAAGGGGCCUGGAACCAGACUUCUUGCUGGCUUUGCCCCCCGGGGCAUUACUGUCAUGGUACCGGCCUGACUCAACCCUCAGCUCUGUGUGCACCUGGAUUUUAUUGCUCGGGAGGGGCUAAGUCUUCAAUGCCAGUGGACGGGGUAUCGGGUGACAGGUGCCCUAAAGGUCACUAUUGCCCCGAAGGCUCGGUGUUGCCCCUGUCCUGCCCAGAUGGUUCUUACGCCAACAUCACGGGAGUCGCUGUGUGCCUGGACUGCCCCGCUGGCUAUUAUUGCUUGUCAGGGCAGAGCGUCCAGUUGUGUCCGGAGGGUUAUUACUGCCCCGGGGGCACAGGGUUAGAUCUCCUGCCCUGCCCACCAGGUACCUACAGCCCAGAGCAUGGGAACAGCCAGCUGGAGCAAUGCCAACUGUGCCCUGCGGGCAUGUACUGUGAAGACUGGGGACUUUCUGUUCCUACAGGGUCUUGUCAGGCUGGCUACUUCUGUUUAGCAGGUAUGAACUUCAGGAACCCUGACGGUAACAUCAGCACUGGGGUGGGGGGGCCAUGCCCCCAGGGGCAUUACUGUCCAGCUGGCACCAGCCUACCCGUGCCCUGCCCACGCGGGACUUUCUCCAGCAGACUUCACGUGGUGGAGGAGUCUGGCUGCAGUGCCUGUCCUCCGGGGGUGUUCUGUGGAUCAGAGGGGCUGAGCCAGCCUGCCGGACCCUGCAGAGAGGGGUUCCACUGCACUGGCGGGGCGCAGUCACCCCUGGGGUCUGAGGGUGCAGGCGGCCCAUGUCCAGUGAGUCACUACUGCCCUGUUGGGAGUGCACAGCCCCUACCCUGUCCUGCAGGAACAUACAACAACCUGACCGGCCAGGCCAAGUGCUUUCAGUGUGGAGCUGGCUACUACUGCCCUGAGAAAACAAGCACGUACAGUGACUUCCCCUGCCCACCUGGCUUCUACUGUCCUGAUGGUACGAGGUACGCCACUCAGUUCCCCUGCCCCAGGGGCUACUAUAACCCUGAGCCCAUGACCCAGAGCCUAGACAGCUGCCUGCCCUGUCCGCCGGGUCAUUACUGUGAGAAAGAAAGACUCACGGCUGUGUCUGGAACGUGUAAAGCAGGCUGGUUCUGUGUAUCAGCUGCAUGGAACUCCCAGCCCUUCGACCUGGAUAACUACACCAAUGCCAACUGCCUUUGCCCAGCCACAGCAACUGGAGGGAAGUGCCAGGAAGGCUAUUACUGUCCCUCAGGGAGCUCCGAGCCCAUUCCCUGUCCACCUGGAGCCUACUGCAAUGGGUCAGGCUUGUCCCGUCCUAGCGGCUCCUGCUCCGCUGGCUAUUACUGUUCAGGAGGAGCCUCUCAGCCCAACCCUACAGACAAGCUCACAGGGAACCGCUGCCCCCCGGGGAGCUUCUGCGGUUUUGGCUCAGGGGACCCACAGCCUUGUCUCCCAGGCACGUUCUCGAGAGUCCAGGGCCUGGUCAGCGAGUCUGAGUGCUUGCCCUGCACCGAGGGGUUCUACUGUGAGACAGCAGGUCUGGUCACCCCCAGCGGCCCAUGUCGUCAGGGGUACUUCUGCCCUCCCGGUCAGAGGGUCAGCACUGGCUUUGCAUGUCCAAUCGGGCAUUACUGCCCGGAGGGAAGCCCUGCUCCUGUGAUCUGUGAAUCGGGCUCAUAUCAGAACCUGGACAAUCAAGCUGCAUGCAAACCCUGUGAAGAAGGUUAUUACUGUGAUAACAGCCUUGGUCCGGUCCAGGACCCGUCUCAGUACCCAUGCCCACAAGGACAUUACUGCCCACAAGGCACAAGGUUUGCUACCCAGUAUGGGUGCCCAGUUGGGACAUUCAACCCCAGGAUGAGGGUGCAGGAUGUCAGUGGGUGUCUCCCAUGUCCUCCAGGAAAGUACUGCUCAGCUAUUGGCCUCGCAGAGCCCACAGGAGACUGUUUGGCUGGGUUCUGGUGUAAGCAGGGUGCCCAGACAAGAGUCCCUUCCGAUGGCCUUUCUGGUGGAACCUGCUCCCCUGGUCACGAUUGCCCCUCAGGGCAGGCUGGACCUUGUCCAGUGGGUCACUUCUGUCCCCGAGGUACAGCCACCCCCCAGCCAUGCCCAGUGGGCACCUUCAGCAACCUGACCAAGCAAACAUCAGAGGACGGCUGUAUCCCAUGCCUUCCUGGUCAUUUCUGUGGUUCAGCUGGGCUCACUGCUCCAACAGGGGAAUGCUGGGAAGGAUUCUACUGUUCCCAAGGAGCCACAGUUCCUAACAGUCCAAUCAGAGACGGCAGAGGUGGUCCAUGCCCAACAGGUCAUUUUUGCCCCAAGGCCUCUGCUGCUCCCCAGCCCUGUCCAGGGGGGACGUACUGUGCAGUGGAGGGUCAGGCAAGCUGCAGCCCCUGUGUGGAAGGGUACUACUGCCCCGUGAGCAGCUCUUCCUAUGCUGGUACAGAAUGUGCUCCAGGUCAUUACUGCCCAACAGGAACCUCCUCCUGGAAUCAGUUUUCUUGCCCUGCAGGCACCUACAACCCAUUCUCCCGAGGAGCCAGCGUACAGGACUGUAUUCCUUGUGACCCAGGACUCCACUGUGCAUCGCCAGGUCUCCCCAGAGCCAGUGGGCAGUGUGCUGCUGGCCACUACUGUGUGGGUGGGGCGCUGACCCCCCACCCUAGCAACGGGAUCACUGGAGACCUGUGUCCAAGGGGUCAUUACUGCUCAGAGGGGUCAGCAGUCCCACAGCCCUGUCCACCAGGUCACUAUAGCAACACCACUAAGAACACCGCGCUCUCAGACUGCCUGCCAUGUCCUCAAGGGUUCUCCUGUGACGGGCAGGGCCUGUCUGCCCCCUCAGGUUCCUGCCAGGCUGGGUAUUUCUGCCCCCCUGGCCAGAACUCCAGCAGACCAGCCUCCUACACCUGCACGGUGGGACACAUGUGUCCCCAGGGCAGCUCCCAGCAGAGCCCCUGCCCUCCAGGAACCUACCAGGACCAGCAUGGACAGGCAUUGUGCAAGACGUGUAUUGCUGGGUUUUCCUGUGCUGGUACAAUUCAGACUGAGACGGGUCUCUUGGUUGGGACACAGAACCCCACCCCCUGCCCGAAAGGUCACUACUGUCCUCCAGGCACAACAUUGGGUAGAGAAUCUCCUUGCCCCACUGGAACCUUUAAUAACCGGACAGGCCUCUCUGAUGUCAGCGAGUGUGUGUCCUGUCCAGCUGGAGAAUACUGCAGCUCUGCAGGGCUGUCUCAACCCACGGGGGCGUGCAUGACAGGGUUCCUGUGCUUCCUUGGGGCGUUCUCUCCACACCCCUUGGGUGAUUCUACUGGAAGAAUCUGCACCCCUGGGUUCUACUGCCCCCAGGGUACCACCCGCAUGCUGCCCUGCCCUGCGGGGACAUUCAGCACCUUGAAGGGUGCUGGUUCUGAAGCAGACUGCCGCUUGUGCCCUCCUGGUCUGUACUGUCAGGGUCCAGGGCUGACCGCCCCGUCUGGAAGCUGCAGUGCUGGAUUCUACUGCACCGGGGGGGCAAAAUCACCAGCACCUACUGACAAUACCACAGGUUAUUCCUGUGGAGCAGACACAGAGACCUCUGGUGGUGCUGGGUAUUCCCAUAUAAACAGGUCAACUACUGUCUUCAACCCGAGAGAGGGGUUCACAGGAAACAUCUGUCCUGCUGGUCACUUCUGCCCCACAGGGAGCUCCUUGCCAUCUCCCUGCCCUCCAGGCACGUUUUUGGCCAGACUCGGAGCUCAGUUGCAGACGGAGUGCCAGUCGUGUGUCCCCGGAUCCUACUGCUCACAGUGGGGUCAAAGUUCACCAGAGCGCCUGUGUCCUGAAGGAUGGUUUUGUCCGGAGGGGUCUGUGACUGGAGAGCAGUCAGCAUAUCAGUGCCCACCAGGACAUGCUUGCCCCUUGGGGAGUGCAGAGCCUAUGCCCUGCCCAUCUGGCUCCUAUCAACCUGCACCCAGACAGUCCUCCUGCAGACCCUGCCCCCCAGGUUUGUUCUGCCUGAAGGGCUGCUCCUCUCCUUCCCCCUGCCCCCUCGGCAGUGUGAGUGAUGCAGCCGGUCUGCAGUCAGAGCUGGGCUGCUCCCCCUGUCCUCCGGGAUUCCACUGUAACAGGACUGGGCUGACCGCCCCCACCGGACCCUGCACUGCGGGUUAUUACUGCAGUCAUGGAUCAAAGGAAUCCAGUCCUGUCAAUCAAACCUUUGGAGAUGUGUGCCCACGUGGGCAUUAUUGCCCUGACGGAAGCAGCCAGCCUGUACCCUGCCCAGCGGGUACCUACCAGCCAGCCACCCACCGCGCUGAGCAGAGGCAUUGCCUGUCGUGCCCGCCUGGAGCAUACUGUAGCUCGGAAGGGGCAAGCCAAGAAACAGGUCUCUGUUUAGCUGGAUAUUACUGUACAGGUGGUGCAGUCACUCCUACACCACUAGAGGGCUCCACUGAGAACACAUGCCUCUUUGAUGUUUUCUGCAAGAUCAGAACCCCUGCUUACAAUUUCUGUGUAAAUGGUAGCAGUAGCAACAGGACUAAAGCUCAGACAUGUUUUGAUUGGUGUUCAGCUGGUCCUUGCUGUGAUGGAGAGGGUGGAUCUGAUCCUUCAGGGAGCUGCUCCCUGGGAUGGUCAUGCCUGGACUGGACUCUGACUAGCAAACCCUGCUCCGUUCCCCCAAUCAAAGCCUCUUUGAACAGCUCAGAGACGCUGCUAAAGAGCGCUGUGUGCUGCGUUAACUUCACUGGAGGUGUUUGUCCCAAAGGAUUCUAUUGCCCUGAAGGUUCCGCCUGGCCCGUACCAUGUGACCUUGGCCAGUUCUGUCACCGGUCCCGCCUCUCUCUUCCUACUGGACCAUGUGCCGCCGGGUUCUAUUGUGGGGGUGGGGCAUCAGUCCCUAACCCCACUCCCUGCCCCCCUGGACAUUACUGCCCACAGGAUACCCCUAACCCAUUGCCCUGCCCGCCAGGGUCCUUCAAUCCCUUUCCUGGUGGAUCAACAUCAGCUGACUGCAGGCCGUGCCUCCCUGGUCAUUACUGUGGGCAGCAUGGACUGGCUGCUCCUAGUGGCAUUUGUGCUCCUGGCUACUACUGUCCGGGCUGCCAGAAUUCAUCCAGGCCAAUGCAUUACCCCUGCUCCCCGGGACACUUCUGCACCGAGGGGAGUUCCAAUCAGACGAGGUGCCCUUCAGGCACCUACCAGGCUGGCUGGGCUCAGUCUGCCUGUGAAGAGUGCCCAGCAGGGCUCUACUGCCAGGGUCCAGGUGUCAUCCAUCCUGCUGCCUGUCCAGUGGGAUCCUAUUGUCCACCUGGCUCUACAUCAGCAAAUCAGUACUUGUGUCCUCCUGGUAGCUAUGGAAACCGCCCAGGGUUGGCUAAGGUGUCUGACUGCUCUCCCUGCGAUCCUGGAAUGUACUGCAUGGGUUCAGGCAGCACCAGGCCGUCUGGGCAGUGCAGCCCUGGGUUCUAUUGCACAGGGGGGUCUGCCUUUCCUGCCCCUGGUGAUGGUGUGAUGGGAGACAGGUGCAGGGCGGGCUUCUACUGCCCCAGAGGGAGUGCCACAGAGCAUGCCUGUCCUGCAGGAACCUUCAGUAACAGGCCUGGGCUCUCGGACUCUGCACAGUGUCAGGCCUGCUCACCUGGGCACUUCUGCACUGAAUCCGGACAGCCAACUGUCUCCGGGCCCUGUUUGGCAGGUUUUUAUUGCCUGGAAGGCUCUCGGAGUUCCACUCCUUUUUUGAAAGAAUUUGGGGGUGUCUGCAGCCCGGGACACUUCUGUCCGAAUGGGACAGCCCUUCCUGUGCCCUGCCCGACUGGCACGUACAGAGCAGAGAGCGGGGGGAGAUCGAAGGGGGACUGCACGCCAUGCCCUGCAGGUUCUUAUCAGGGUCUGGAGGGUCAAAGGCAGUGCGACCCCUGUCCUCCUGGGUUUUACUGCAUACCCCAGGCUUUGCAUGCCCAGGGAGCGGUGAUCCCACAGCCUUGCCCAGCCGGGCACUUCUGCCCCAGAGAGACAGAGUUUGGCACCCAGAAGCCCUGCCCCCGAGGAACCCACAGCAGGCAGCUGGGACUGACCUCCGCAGCUGAAUGCUCUCCUUGCCCGGCCGGCUAUUUCUGUGGUUCUGAAGGUCUGGUUCAGCCCACCGGCCCCUGCGCUCCCGGCUUCUACUGUACAGCAGGGGCCUGGGUACCGAACCCCAGCGAUGGGAUCACGGGCGCUGCCUGCCCCAGAGGGAAGUACUGCCAGGCAGGAUGUGUUGCAGGCAGCUGCUAUGCAGGAUAUUACUGCGAUCUGGGAUCCAGCAGACUGGACCAGAAGAUCUGCCCCUGGGGGUUUUACUGCCCGAAUGGCACAGACGCCCCCGUCCCGUGUGAGGCUGGGACAUACAGCUCUUCAGCCGGGAACAGCCAAGCGACUGACUGCAGACUGUGUCCCUCCGGGCUGUUCUGUCAGGGCGAUGCCAACGCUGCUCCAGGGGGUCUGUGCUCAGAAGGGUUCUACUGCCCCCCAGGGCAGAUCUCAUCCAGACCGACUGCCUCUCGCUGUCCCCCGGGGCAUUACUGUCCUGCAGGGUCAGCUGCCCCAAAGCCUUGUGGGAUAGGAACCUUCCAGCCACGGGAGGAACAGGGAUCAUGUGACGUCUGUCCGGCAGGCUUCUACUGCCACCCAUCCAAUGAAUCGGGAGUGGUGCAGCCCGAACCGUGCCCUCAGGGUUAUUUCUGUCCUCCUGGUACCGAGUCGGGCACCAAGUCACCCUGCCCCAGAGGAACCAUCGGACCCCAGACAGGAGCCGGCAGCCCAGCCCAGUGCCAGCCCUGUCCUGCAGGGAUGUACUGUGCAUUCCCAGGCCUUUCCGAACCCACAGGACCCUGCCACGCUGGUUUCUACUGUUCUGUGGGAGCUAGCAGCCCGAACUCCUCUGAAUACAUGGUUAAAUCUGAUGGGAUUUCCUUUGCUGGUAACAAUGUGUGCCCGGUCGGUCAUUUCUGCCCAGCUGGUACAGGAUACCCACUGCCCUGUCCUGCCGGCUCCUUCUCCAACUCUCCGGGACUGAAGGGAGCAGACCAGUGUGAGCAGUGCCCCCCUGGGUACCACUGCCACAGCCCUGGGCUGGCACACCAGAGCCAGCCCUCCCCUUGUGAUGCAGGCUACGUAUGUCUUGGAGGAAGUGCUACCACCCGUCCUACUGAUGGUCUCCACGGUUACCUGUGUCCCAGUGGGUUCCGCUGUCCUGCCGGGGCUGGCAUUGAGGUGCCCUGUGAGCCUGGCACCUAUAGCCCUAUGCCAGGGGCCAGCGUGUGCCUUCCCUGUCCUGCCGGUACCAUGUGCAACUCCACCAGCACUGAGGAGCCCAGCAUCUGCCCCAGAGGUUAUUAUUGCCCCCCGAAGACUGCCCUGCCCCUUCCCUGCCCCGCAGGCACACUGAGCAGCCUGGAAGGAGCCCUGUCUGUCUCUGCUUGUGUGUCCUGCCCAGCUGGACUGUACUGUAGGGGAGAGGCAAACGCAGGGCCUGACGGCCCAUGCCUGCCUGGGUAUUACUGCCAGGGGGGUGCGGUUGAUGCAGUACCACAGGGCUCUGCCGUGUUUCCCAAGAACGGACCCUGUCCUCUCGGUCAUUACUGCCCAGCGGCAACUCUCACACCAGUGCCCUGUCCACUGGGAAGCAUCAAAAACACAACAGGUGGUUCUUCCUUGGCAAGCUGUCUGCCCUGCCCGGCUGGUCACUACUGCGCCAGCGAGGGUCUAAGCAUGCCCAGUGGCCACUGUUCUGCAGGGUUCUAUUGCCCUUCAGCAUUUACCGCCAUCAGCCCCAACGCCUUCCUCUGCCCAAAGGGCCACCACUGCCCCCCCGGCUCGGCUCACGCACACCCCUGUCCGACUGGAGAGUACCAGCCCAACCCGGGGUCUGAUUACUGCAUCCCCUGCAGACCGGGCUUCUUCUGCGAAGAGGCCAUUGCUGGAGACCCCCGACCCUGCCCUCCACACACAUACUGCCCCGCUGCCACGCAGGUCCCUCAGCUCUGCCCCAACGGGACCUUCACCUCAGCUGCCAUGUCCGGCCUCCAAGAGGAGAGAGAAUGCUUGCCCUGCCCUUCAGGGAAGUUCUGCAGAGGAGGGAAGAUCCAGGGAAGCUGUGCUGCCGGUUUCCUCUGCUUGUCUGGGAGCUCUGAGUUCACCCCCCGUGGCUCUAAACUGGAGAACCGCACUAGCUGUGAGUGGGGAGAGAUGUGUGCCGGUCUCUGUCCUGCAGGGUUCUACUGUCCUGAAGGGACGGAGGAGCCUAGUGCAUGUCCAGCACACACCGUCAGAGCCUCGCCAGGGGCCAGCCAAAGAGACCACUGCCUUCCCUGCCCUCCACAGUACUGGUGCAAAGAAGGGGACCCUGUCAUGUAUCUGUGCCCCGCUGGACAUUACUGCAACGGACUGAAGGAAAGUGACCCUCAGAUCACAGCAGGACCGCAAGAGUGUCCGGUGCACACAUACCGCGCUGACCCUGGGGCAGGGAGCAGAGGGGACUGUCUGACCUGUCCUGCUGGAUACCACUGCAACUCCACAGGUCUCACAGACUAUGUCCACCACCCCUGUCCGCCAGGGUUCUGGUGCCCCGGGUCAGGAAGUCCGGUUCUGUGUCCAGCAGGAACCAUGAGAACUGAACCGGGAAGUACCGCAGUGAGCCACUGUGACCCCUGCACUGCCGGCUUCUACUGUCCCGAUCCGAUGGUAACUGGCCAGCCCAACAUCCACGGGAUUCCCUGCCGUGCCUCCUAUGAGUGUCCCCCAGGUGCAGUGACUGAAGUGUUAUGCAGAGCUGGAUCGUAUUGCGGACCCCAGACUGGAGCCCCCAGCGCCUGUCCUGGGGGGUAUUUCUGUCCAGAGGGAUCCCAAAGUUACAACACACCUGCACAGCUGUGUGUGUUCCCCUUCUACUGCCCCCCGAGCAGCUCGCGGCUGCUGCCCUGUGAUGGGGGCUUCAUGCCGGUCAAUGUGAGCGGCCUCAGGGACUCGCUGGAGAGGAGCUGUGUGGAGUGCCGUUCUGGGACAUACAGACCCAGCUUAGAGAGUGAACUCCACUGCCUGCCCUGCCCUGCUGGAUACCACUGUCCCCAAGGCACAGAGCACUACAUGUCGAACUCCUGUCCCAUUGGUUACUACUGCCCUGCCAGCACGGCAUUGGCGGUACCAUGCCCUACCGGUUCCUACGGCAACAGCACCCAAGCAAAGCAUCGUGGGGAAUGUUACCCGUGCCCUGCAGAUACCUUUAAUCAUCUGUUUGGCCAGAAAGCCUGCUUUCCAUGCGGGAGCUCAUCCUUCUCACUUCCAGGCGCUGACUCCUGCAUCUGCCGUGGACUGAACCGUGCCUUCCAGCAGUCCGACGGCUCGUGCAUCUGCAGAGCGGGCUACGUGUACUACAAUGAGCUGGACCAGAAGAGAUCCACCGGCAACAGCGACAUGGACUGCCAGUCAGAGGUGAACGAGCGCUGUGGCCCCGGAGAGCUGCGUCUGGCCUCCACGAGAGAGUGUGUCCUGCCUGGAGGAUAUGACUGCACGGCAGCCUGUGGGAGCCAGGGAGGGAACCUCUCUGUGGAACUUGGAAUCUGCCACUGCGCAGAGUACGUGUCGGCUGAAGAACUCUGCGACGCCUCUUGUUUCUCUAAGAUGCCCAAGAUUACCGCUAGCCUGGGGCCAAAUGGACAACUUGUGCUUAACAUCAAGGACAGAGAGGCCAGAGGGACCAGGGACAAACAUGUGGUGGAUUCCCUGGGUCCUGAACAGUACAGCCCUGCUGGUGGGAGUGUCCAUAUUGUCCAGUUUGCACCAGAGGGGGUGUUUGGAUUGAUUGUGAAAGAGAGAAGGCUGCUUGACGUUUUUCUCUCAGGAGAGAGUACGAGUCCCGAGGUGACAGAGACCCCCAAUACCUUGUCAAGGAAUCGAAGGAGUUCAGAACACGCUGCUGCAGCAGCCAGGAUCCCCAACCCCAUUGCCUGUCUCAAACCCAACGAUAUGAUCAUCUUUCAGCUCUCCCUCAACCACCGCAACCGCAGCCUAAGCCACUUCCCAGUGUACCAGAAAGACCAUCUCUUCAACAGCAACCCCGGCUGGGAUUCGGGAGCCUUCCGAAGACUAGGGCACUUGGUCAAGGAGACGCGGUUCAACUUCUCCAGAUUCGCCCAUGUGUUCUUGGAGCCUGGGAAGUACGUGUUGCUGGACAAUGCGGUGCUGGAGCGCAGCCUCGUCGUGGUGGUCAGCGAGCAUCAUACCGAGUGCGAGUCCAGGAGCUUCCAGCCCUCGUCACCGGGACACCUGGUCCGACACGGCGUUCUCAAGCAGCGGCAGCUCAACUUGGUACCGAACUGGGGCGCCAUUGCAGGUGUGCUUGGUCUCCUGGCCCUGGCGGUCGCUGUGCUGACAGCCUCGGCUCUGGUUCUGAAACCCAUUCACGCUGGACUGAGCCCCUGGAGGAGCUGGAAACCCAAGUGGCGCAGCCUGGGAGAGCCCUGCAUCCCGCCAGGUUAUAUCUUCACCAGGGACAGUUUGGAAUGCUAUGACACUCUUGCUUGCCGGGGAGAGGGAGAAGGAGCAGAGACAGAAGAGGAGUCUGCUGUUUUCAAAGCCGGUAAAAGGCCAGGGGAGAUGGAGCUGGAGGAUUUCAAUGUGCGGACCCUCUAUGAUAAACUGGAGGACCAGAACCUUCACCUGGCUGCCCAGCUGGCCAAGCACCGCAGUGAAAUGCUGGACUUCUACAAGAGCAUCUGCAAGCAGACUGAGGCUUUGAAGGAAAUGAUGGAGUGUAUUGACCCUGCUAGACUGGCUGUGAUAGAGAAGAAGUGGGUCCUCCUUGAAACAUCUGGUCUAAUUAAGAGAAUUGAAGACCACGAAACCAGCAGCCCAACCAACGACAUGCAGACCGAGAGCUGUUCCUCCACUCACCUGCUGGAGGCGCUGUUGAGAGGUGUGGAGAGUCUGCUCUUCAGGAUGAGUUCAGAGAAUCUUUCUAUCAGCCGAGAAGCAGCACAGAGGCAUUGUGGGAUAGCAGAUUGCAGCGGGUUGAGCGUGCCCAGUCACUUGGGGAUGGAUACUGGGCGGGCCAAGGAUCCCAGCACCUCCCAGCAGCCAGCUCCCAAAGAAACACUAACCAUUGACGCAAAAGAGUCUUUUCUAGACACAGGAGAGGCCUGCCUCUCAGGGCAGCAGCUGCAGGUUCCAGACGCCAGCUCGCGUUCUUUAAGUGAACAGGAGCUUGCAGGCUUGAUCACAGCCACCCCGCUCUCCAGCACACUGCAGCAGAUACUGGAGUCGCUUCGAGACAGACACGCCCAGGAACAAGAGCAAAGCACUAGAGAAGCACCCAGGGCACAGAUGGAGGCAGGAGAACUAGUUCCUGUUGACUUGGGAGCUCUGACUCCUCAAAACUUCACUGUGUUCCUGUUUGGACGCCACAUUGUGCACCUGCUGUGCAGCACCUGUGACUUCCCCCCAGUCACUCUCCUGCUGGCACACACAGUUCCGGACAGGAGUGGGACUGAUCGCUGCUAUCAGUAUUAUUAUCACUACACUGGAGAUUUCUACUAUGACACCUGCACUCGAAUCCUGUACCUGCACACAGCCAAGCUGGACGACUUGGGGGAGUUUAGUACUGUGCUCCUGCACACUAUGGCACACAUCAGUGCAGGAUCUCAGCCCAGGGAAAAGCAGUCUGCUGUGUUUGUCAGAGAGUUUCACAAGGCUAUAUCAGCAGUGUGUGCUGCAUUCUUCCACGCUCACUGCCAAGUGGACACCUGGAAAGAUGUGAAGGGAAAGGCAGUGUGGGAUUCCUGUGCAAGUACAGCAGGGUCUGACCGGCAGUCCGUAUUUGAAGAUUUCAUGAACCUAAAGGUGCCACCCGAAAGAAGGUUCUCCAAAGAAAUGCUGGAGGAAAGGCUUAAAAAGUUCAGAUCUUUUAAUUUGCACCUCAAUCUCCGAGAGGUAAUGAAACAGAGAAGACAAACGGAGGGACGACAGGCUGCGAACGGACAAGGAGAAACAGAGCCUGAAUGCAGAGCAGAUUCCGCAUUGCAAGCGAGGAUUCUGACCCUGGAAGAGGAGGCUGAUGGGCUCAAUGAGGACUUCCUGCAGCUCACUACCCAGCUGCUGGAACAGAAGGAGCAGGGCAGGCAGCUGGAGGAGGAGCUGGAAGCCGUGGAGCAGCAGACACAGGAUGCACAUGACACUGUGAGGGGGGAUGAUUUUGAGCGUAUCCUGAAAGCCCUGGCCCAUGGCAGAGGGGAAGCCCUGAUGCUAGCGCUGAAGAGACGCUGCGUGUCCCAGAGGCUGAGUGAAAUUGAAACAGAUCUAUCCGCGCUCCGUGUUGGAGUUCAGUGAGCAGCACUGUGACGGGUUGCUGCAGUACGGGGAGGGAAACGACCAAGCUAAUAUAUUCAUAGAGCUCCUAAUGGCUUGGCUAAGGGGAGCGGCUCCUUUAGUUCACUGGAAAGUAGCUUUUUGGAGCUCCUUUUGACAUCUGGUGGCAGCUGUGGGGUACAUGGUUUACAAGUACAUUGUUUUGUCUGCUGAUUUUUAUUAUGGAUCAUUUUUGUUUCCCUUUUCUGUGUGUAAAAGUUGUGUACAUAAAAACAAGAAAUGCUUGCUUUAACACCGUUAAUAGGGUUUAGCGCCAUCAAGGUAAACUAUAUAUAUAUAUUUCUGGAGGAAUAUGUGACAGUUCCUCCAUUUUUAUUACAACCCCUGAAUUCUUCAGAGAAAGUUGACAGUUGGAAAUGAUAGCAAAUACUCCCAAAUGGCCCACAGAUUCAUCACUUGUGAAUAAUUUGAGAAGCUUUAGACACAGAAGCACCUGCCAACCAAGUUCCUACUAUCAGCCCGCUAUCAUGCCCAUUGUUACUGAAACAGAGACACAUUUUACAAUGCAGAAUGAAUGUCUGGGGUGGAGUCUGUUGUUUGAGGGACAACCAUGUACAUAAGUGUGUGCUACAUAGCGCAGGUGUUUUUUUUCCCCCAACCCUACAGUUUGACUAAUUUUGCUAGAAACAAUUUUGUUUCCUUUUACUGUAAAUAUCAUGUACAAAAACCAGCGCCCAUGUGACUGCUACAGUCUUUACAUGUGUUCAAGCUUCGUGUGUAACGUACAGCAUUUUGGUUGCGUACAGUUGAAAUAAACAUCUGAAAGCAUGUGGGUGAUCUAUUCCAUA